AGAGGCCAGGCUGCCGCAGCCUCGCCACAGAAAAUAGCAGCCUGCCUGCCUGCUUGCUUGCUUCAGCUGGCUAGCCGGUAGCGCCUCUCACGACCUCACCUCCACCAGGGUUGUCGAGUUCUUCAGCUAGCUCCGGUCAGGUGACUGCACUGCACCUGGUCGAUCUUGCCUCAGCAAAUCAAGUUCCAAUGGAGGAAGGCUCCAGAGGGAGAGCUCCUUCCACUCCUCAACUGCUAGACCUCAUCCGAGGCGAAGGAGAACGGAAGGUGAUCGGAGAGGCAGGAGAACAAGGGAGAUCAGCAAGAACCACAAGCUAUGAAGCCGAGGAGGACACCAAGCUGGAGCUGAAGCUCGGCCUCCCUGGUGUCCACGACGAGGAGAGAGCAGCCGGCCCGAGAGAGAAGAUGGAGCAACAACAGGAGAGCUGCACAGCACUCUCCCUUGGUUGCUUCCCAUCACAUUCGAGGCUCGCCACUAACACUGCUACUACCACGGGAGCAAAGAGAGGGUUCUUCGCCACCGUUGGUGCCAAGCCAGAAGGUUGUAAUCAGAGGCACCAGGACAGGGAAGGGUGUGGGAAUGAGUUAACAUUGGGAGGUGAAAACAUGGCAGGUGAGAGGAAGAAAGGGUGCUGUCCCCCGCCGUCGUCGCAUGACUCGGCUGCUGGGCCUGUGCACAGAAGCAGCAACCCCCACCAGGGGAGAGGUGCUGUUCUUCCAGUGAUCGGUUGGCCUCCAGUCCGGUCCUUCAGGAGAAACCUCACAAAUGGCAGUUCAUCUAAGCAAUCCCCUGAACGACCAAACGAUGAAGCUGGUGACAAGGCGAAGCUAACCUGCAAGAGGAGCCCGCUUGUCAAAAUAAACAUGGACGGCAAUCCCAUUGGAAGGAAAAUAGACCUCGCAGCAUACGACAACUAUCAGAAGCUGUCAUCUGCCGUCGAAGAGUUGUUUUCUGGUUUUCUUGAAGCUCAAAACGAUUUGGACUGUACUAAAAGUGGAGAGCAAGGAGCGGAAGAGAAAAUAUUUUCAGGGUUGUUGGAUGGAACUGGUGAAUACACUCUAGUUUAUGAAGACAAUGGAGGGAGCAGGACACCAGUUGGGGACCUACCAUGGAAUGUAUUUGUUUCUAUCGCUAAGAGGUUGAGGGUUAUGAAAAGUUCGGAGCUUCCCCAUGUUCUGACUAAAACUGCUUCUGGGAGGGCAGCAGAUCACUGAUAUGGGGCCCAUCGUCCAGCCAUUGGAUCAUGCAAGCUGUGUCAAUCACCGGCUUCCUUUAGAUGACUCCUUUUCUCUUGUAGAGAUAAAUCUAAUAAGAUAAAUGUUAACAAACUGCAGAUGCCUAAAUGCACUGCACAUUUUGUAAUUUUCCUUCGAUUUCAGAUAUAGCUAUUCGGCAUGAUCUAUUAUUAGGUUUACUAAAGCUGAAGAAUGUGCUUUUAGUGUGAUGUGACAACUUUCAACUAACAACGCUGAGCUGAAAAAAGGCA
This is a messenger RNA of Setaria italica (foxtail millet), 1486 nucleotides long. Its product is annotated as auxin-responsive protein IAA18. The transcript is spliced from 7 exons. Gene Ontology annotation, biological process: regulation of DNA-templated transcription. The record is from RefSeq and is a predicted model, not a curated record. Bases 189 to 1214 code for a protein of 341 amino acids. Lineage: Eukaryota; Viridiplantae; Streptophyta; Magnoliopsida; Poales; Poaceae. Gene Ontology annotation, molecular function: protein binding. Gene Ontology annotation, cellular component: nucleus.